Messenger RNA from Solea senegalensis (Senegalese sole), 885 nucleotides. RefSeq names its product trans-golgi network protein 2 (gene tgoln2). The coding region runs from base 196 to 885 and encodes 229 amino acids. The transcript has 6 exons. The record is from RefSeq and is a predicted model, not a curated record. NCBI's taxonomy places the organism in Eukaryota, Metazoa, Chordata, Actinopteri, Pleuronectiformes, Soleidae.
GAGAAGGGGGAGGAGAAUAAGAGUGAGCUGGUUUGAACACGGAAGCAGGAACAACUUGUCACCUACAGUCGCGUCUUAUUCAACCUGUCGACCCGGAUUUGUCAACGCGGAUUUGUGUCGUAGACGCCUCAGAGUAAACCCAGGACUACAGGAUUAAUUCGCGCUUUCUUCACCGGUGUGUCCGUGGAAAACAAAAUGAAGACGCCUUUCUUGUUUCUCGCGAUAUUUCUGCUCAGCAGUUUGGUCUCAGCACAAAAUGAUGGAUCCAAUGCGCAGAAACCGGGUGCCGGGGCCGCUGCGCAGAAGCCAGAUGCCGCUGACGAUGCGCAGUCACCGGAUGCCGGGGCCACGGUGCAGAAGCCGGAUGUCGCUGACGGGGCGCAGAAACCAGAUGCCGGGGCCGCUGGGCAGAAACCGGAUGCCGGGGCCGCUGGGCAGAAGCCGGAUGCCGGGGCCACUGGGCAGAAGCCGGAUGCCGGGGCCACUGCGCAGAAACCGGAUGCCGGGGCCACUGCGCAGAAACCGGAUGCCGGGGCCGCUGCCCAGAAGCCAGAUGCCGCUGACGGCGCGCAGAAGCCGGAUGCCGCUGACGGCGCGGAAAGUGAAAAUGGAGAUAAAAGAAAGAAAAUUCAGCCGAAUUUUACUGGAAUGAAGGAGGAGGCAGAGAGCAGCCAUUUUUUUGCCUACCUGGUCUCUGCAGCCGUGCUGGUGGCCGUGCUCUACAUCACUUACCACAACAAGCGCAAGAUAAUUGCAUUUCUGUUGGAGGGAAAGCGAUCUAGAGCCGCACGUCGUCCUAGAUCUACUGAAUACCAGAAACUGGAACAGCAGUUUGCCCACACCAUGUUUCUGAAGAUGAUGCUGAUGAAGGAGCACCCCUGCUAG